GAAGACUCAUCAUAAUCACGUCUCUCUCUCUCUCUAGGGAUUUCUACUUCUAAAGAGAUCGAAGAAGAAAGAGAUUUUGUUCGUUUCGAGAUUUUGACCUCAGUCCCCCAAUGGCGUCAAACACGAGCAACGACAAUUUCCAGCAUAGACCACGGCAAAGAAACGGACCGCCUCCGCCGCGGCGACAAGGAAGAAACCCGCCGCCUCCUCCGUCUCGGAAUCAACCACAACAGCAGACGCCGCAGGAGAAGAGGAAACCGGUGUUCGUGAAGGUGGAUCAACUUAAACCAGGAACGAGCGGUCACACUUUGACUGUUAAAGUCGUCGAUCAGAAUUCCGUAACUAAGAAGCCUACUGGUGGAGGUGCUUCUUCUUCCUCUCAUCUCCGACCUGCUCGGAUCUCUGAGUGUCUCGUUGGUGAUGAGACUGCUUGUAUCCUCUUCACUGCUCGCAACGAUCAAGUGGACUUGAUGAAACCAGGAGCUACUGUGAAUAUCCGGAAUGCAAAGAUAGAUAUGUUCAAGGGAUCGAUGAGGCUUGCUGUUGACAAAUGGGGUCGCAUUGAAGUCACUGAACCGGUUGACAUAACUGUUAAAGAAGACAACAAUUUGUCUCUUGUGGAGUAUGAGCUCGUCAAUGUCGUUGAGGAAUGAUCAUCUCUAACCACCCCCUUCAGUGUCUCUCUUAAUAGGUAAUAUAUAUCAAGUGCGCCACAAUGAAUUUUGUUUUGCUACCGCGCGUGGUGUAUUAUUUUUUAUCUUUUAUGAUGUCGGCAAGUUUGCUACUAUUUUUUAUCUACCGGUUGUAUUUUAUCUCGAUCUCGGGUUUUGAUGCGCACGAUCGGUAUGUAUGUACUCUUUUGAGUUUUUGGAUGCUUUUGUUUGGUCCUUGAACAGAAUGUUAAUGGAAAAAAAAACUUGGUAAAAAAGAUUUUUAUGUC
Camelina sativa (false flax) is the source of this 940-nucleotide messenger RNA. RefSeq lists its product as uncharacterized. Lineage: Eukaryota; Viridiplantae; Streptophyta; Magnoliopsida; Brassicales; Brassicaceae. The record is from RefSeq and is a predicted model, not a curated record.